AUGCGUGGACCAACCGUCCAAGAAGAACUAUUUUCCAUUCUGGCACGAUUUCGAAUGCACCAAUAUGUCAUCACCUCUGAUGUAGAGAAAAUGUUCAGGCAGAUAUCCGUGGAUCCCGAAGAUCAGGAUCUUCAGUGUAUUUUGUGGCGUGAAAAACCGAGUGACAGUCUGCGAACAUUUAAACUAACCACUGUAACUUAUGGGACCACCUCAGCGUCAUUCAUGGCGACGCAAUGUCUCGUGUCCCUAGCUGAGAUAGAGAAAAACAGAUACCCCGAAGCUGCAUCUGCCAUCCGUCGUGACUUCUACAUGGAUGAUCUCAUGACGGGAGCAGAAACGAUAGCAGGAUGUAUUCAACUACAAACACAGAUUAACAACAUUCUAAGCUCAGCCAGAUUGCCACUCAGAAAGUGGUGUUCCAACUCAGAUGAGAUCCUUACUGAUGUGGUCAAGGAGCAAAGGCAGCUUUUGUUUGUGAUCCGUGCGGAGGCAGAAGAUGUCGUCAAGUCGCUUGGAUUAUGCUGGAAGCCAGUUCAAGAUGAGUUCAUAUUCCAACUAGCGUCCAUACCCAAAAGAGCUAAAGUUACAAAGAGGAUGUUGCUGUCUGAUCUUAAUAAAAUAUUUGAUCCACUUGGCUUUUUGACUCCUGUGCUUAUCACGGGAAAAAUAUUUCUGCAGCGGCUUUGGCAGAUUAAGGUUGAAUGGGAUAGUCCCUUACCCAUAGAGAUACAGACAAAAUGGGAAUUAUUCCAUCAGCAACUCGAAGAACUAGGGUCAUUGUCGAUUGCUAGAAAGUGCAAGCCCUGUGUAAGUGAGCAAAUUGAACUACAUGGUUUUUGUGAUGCCUCACAAGAAGCAUAUGGAGCGUGCAUAUACGUGAGAACGAAGGGCAUAGACGAGGAUGGACAAGUUUAUAGCAGAUUGCUGUGUUCAAAGUCACGAGUAGCACCACUUAAAGGGUUGACGAUUCCAAGACUUGAGUUAUGUGGAGCCCUAGUUCUAGCUCAGCUUGCUAUUAAGGUGGCGUCGGCGUGGGAUAUUGACGUUAAGUGCUUCCACCUUUGGACCGAUUCUACUGUGGUGUUAGGAUGGCUCAAUAGCCACGUCACCAGACUAAAAACGUUUGUAGCAAAUCGCGUCGAGCAAAUAUUAGAGAUAACUGAUCCGAAGCAAUGGAGGUAUGUCAAGACUGAAGAGAAUCCUGCUGAUUUAGUCUCAAGAGGAGUUAAACCACACGAGCUAGAUGUUUGCAGCAAGUGGUGGAAUGGGCCAGUGUGGUUGUCCCAGGCAAGGGACAAAUGGAACGUUGUUGAUACUCCCACACAAGACAUUUCAGAACUCCCAGAACAGCGUCCUAACCAGCUAACGUUACUGGCAGUAAACCCGCUAAAGGAUAUUACGACCAAAUACUCCACGUGGAGUCGUCUUCUACGUGCAGUUGCAUGGAUUCUGCGAUUCGUUAAGUACGUCACAUCCAAAUGUCAAGCACAACAAACGAGUUACUUAUCAGUUCGAGAUCUCAGAGAUGCUGAAAAUUUCUUAAUACGAAGAGCGCAAGCAGAAGAGUUUGGAGAGGAGAUCAAAGCAUUAAACGAUCAGAAGGAGAUACCACACAGCAGUAAGUUACAGGCUUUAAACCCAGUAAUAAGAAACGAGUUAUUAGUAGUAGGUGGUCGUUUAACCAAUGCCGACAUUUCAGAAGAGCAAAAAAGGCCAAUUGUGCUACCCGCAGAUCAUACAAUUACACAACUUAUUUUCAAGGAUCGACAUCGGAAUCUGCUACAUGUUGGCCCGCAAGCACUCUUAGCUGAUAUAAGGCGCCGUUACUGGCCUCUGCGUGGGCGAAUGAUUGCAAGAUCCGUUGUAAAACAAUGUGUAACAUGUAUUCGAGCUAAGCCAUCAUUUCAAUAUCCCUUAAUGGCUCCAUUGCCCAAGGAUAGAGUUAUCUGUAGUCGACCAUUCACAACUACUGGGGUAGACUUCGCAGGGCCGUUAACCAUUCGUAGUGGGAUUCGAGGACGUCCGGGUAAAAAGGCAUGGGUGGCUAUGUUCAUCUGCUUCGCAACCAAGGCAAUUCAUAUUGAAGUGGUAGAGGAAUUAACUAAAAAUGCCUUCAUAGCUGCGCUUAGGAGGUUUAGUGCAAGGAGAGGUAAACCUGCCACAAUUUGGAGUGAUAAUGGUACGAACUUUGUUGGAGCGCAAAGGGAGCUAACAGCAUAUACGAAGAACAUUGAAGCGGAACUAGCCAAUGAAGGGAUCAGCUGGCGUUUUAACCCACCAGCUAGUCCACAUUUUGGAGGAUUGUGGGAAGCUUCGGUAAAAAGUGCUAAACAUCAUUUGAAUAGGGUUAUGAAGCAGGCAUGUUUAACGUUAAGUGAGCUUCAGACAUUACUGUGCCAAAUAGAAGCCUGUCUCAACUCGCGUCCGUUAACGCCAUUAAGUAGUGAUCCGAACGAUCUUGAACCUCUGACACCGGCCCACUUCCUCAUAGGGGGACCCAUAACUCUACCCCCUGAGCCAGAUGUGCCGGAAGAUAAUAUGGUUGGGUUACGUAGAUGGAAGUUGGUCCAAGGGAUAUUACAAACAUUUUGGAACAGAUGGCGGAAUGAGUAUCUUCCCCAACUUCAAAUUAGAGGAAAGUGGAGAACCAGAAGAGAGGCAUUAAAGGUUACCGAUAUAGUGAUUGUAAAAGAAGAUAAUUUGGCUCCCACCAAGUGGAAAAUAGCACGUGUAACAAACCUACACCCAGAAGAGGACGGUCAUGUAAGAGUCGUUACCAUACGUACAUCAAGCGGUACAGAGAUGAGGCGUCCAGUAGUUAAAUCAUGUCAUUUGCCAGUACUCGAAGGAGAGCAAACAGUUGGAAAUUAA
Molecule: messenger RNA, 2871 nt
Organism: Metopolophium dirhodum (rose-grain aphid)
Lineage: Eukaryota; Metazoa; Arthropoda; Insecta; Hemiptera; Aphididae
Exons: 1
Coding region: 1-2871 (956 amino acids)
Biological process (GO): DNA integration
Molecular function (GO): nucleic acid binding
Source: RefSeq, a predicted model, not a curated record